Molecule: messenger RNA, 1035 nt
Organism: Mesorhabditis spiculigera
Lineage: Eukaryota; Metazoa; Nematoda; Chromadorea; Rhabditida; Rhabditidae
Source: the annotation of a GenBank genome assembly
AUGGUCCCAUUCGGUGGAGGUAGCAACGGAGGCUUCCGUGGAUCCCCUAGAGGAGGUGAUCGCGGUGGUCGUGGUGGUGGCGGCUUCCGUGGAUCCCCUCGGGGUGGCGACCGUGGCGGCGGCUUCCGUGGUUCUCCUCGCGGCGGUGGAUUCGGUGGUGAUCGUGGCGGAUUCGGCGGAGAUCGAGGCGGCUUUGGCGGACGUGGGCGAGGCUUCGGAGGAGAUCGUGGUGGAAGAGGACGUGGAGGCAGCCCAAGAGGUCGUGGAAGCCCACGCGGUGGUGGCCGUGGCGGUGCGGGUGGCAUGAGGGGCGGAAAGAAGGUGAUCGUCGAGCCGCAUCGUUUCGAAGGUGUUUUCGUUGUGAAGGGCAAGGAAGACGCUCUGGCCACCAAGAACAUGGUCGUCGGCGAGUCUGUGUACGGCGAGAAGAGAGUAUCUGUCGACGAAGACGCUGGUCUUUCCGUGGAGUACCGUGUCUGGAAUCCUUUCCGCUCAAAGUUGGCUGCUGCCAUGAUGGGUGGACUGGAAGACACUCACAUCAAGCCGGGUACCAAGCUACUCUACCUCGGAGCGGCUUCAGGCACAACUGUUUCUCACUGCUCGGAUAUCGUCGGACCGGGCGGUAUCGUCUACGCCGUCGAAUUCUCUCACCGAUCUGGCCGUGAUCUGCUCAACGUCGCGAAAAAGAGGCCGAAUAUCGUCCCGAUUGUCGAAGAUGCCCGACAUCCCCACAAAUACCGCAUGCUCGUUGGAAUGGUUGACGCUAUCUUCGCAGAUGUUGCCCAACCUGACCAGGCUCGUAUCGUCGCCCUCAAUGCUCACAACUUCCUGAAAAAUGGAGGACACGCCGUUAUCUCAAUCAAGGCCAACUGCAUCGACAGCACUGCUGAACCAGAGGCUGUCUUCGCUGGCGAAGUCAACAAACUGAAGGAAGAGAAGUUCAAGCCGCGCGAGCAAGUAACGCUAGAACCUUAUGAACGUGACCACGCCGUCGUCGUUGCCGAAUACCGGGCGAAGCCUAAGAAGUCUAUGGGA